AUGAAACCGUCCGGGCAGAACGGCAUAACAAGACAGCAGUGCCAGUCUCUGAGCCAAGAAGCUUGCGACGACUAUAUGCCAAAACGACGAACAGUACUCGAGUUUCACGAGUUGGUCCCCCAUAUUCUAGCUGUGCUACCUUUCGAACCGACAUCCCCUUCAGGAACCCCAAUCGCCAUGCCAUCCCAAGCCUGGACCUCCUGGGGGACCGCGUGGCCUGGGAAGACAGAGUCCGACGAACUUGAGGAGCAGGACUGGCCGCCUUUUAUCAACUUUAACGGCGAAUCCCAGGCUAUCGAUCCCGCGUUAUUCGGCUUACCCAGCGACAUUCAACUAGCACCCGAGGCCGUGGAUAACCAGGACCCUAUGAACCCAGGACUGUUAUUGAAGGAAGAUCCCAUUUCAGAUGUAGAGACGAACCAAUUUCAGUCAUCUUCCUGUCCUUCAACCCAAAGCUACAUCCAAACCCAGCCUAUCCCCAGUGUUGGUGGAGCCGCACCUCUUCGCGGCAGUAUCGGUGCGUACUGCACCAGCCCUGCGCUAAACUCCGCUCCGAUCUCGAACGUCACCACUAACAUAUCCGACAGUACCCUCUCGCUUGGGACGCCGUGGGAUACUCUUGACCUCCCCAGCAUGCCCACGUCCGACGCUCUAGAUUUACUCGAAACCCAGUACACGCUACCUCUUGUUGGCAAUGACCCUGCGACGCCAUUCUCUCUCCGGCGCGUCCAGUCUGCCGAGCUAGGCCUGAGUGCGCUGGCUGAUCGACUUAUUGCCGGCGGCCAACCCGACCAGGCCGGUCAAGCCUGGCAGCAGCCCGCUUUCACAUCUGCUCCCUCGGCAACCCCGCAAGAGCUACCUGGACGCCUUCCAACCAUGAGCCCCGCUAGCUUCUCUGGCCGGAGGAGCAGUGUCUUUUCGCGUGAUCAGACGACAACACCCCAGGCCCAUGAUCACAUGUAUAGGCAACUAUCCCAGCCCCUAGGAGCGUGGGGCCCGCCUGGCCAGCCUGAUCUCUUCACCUAUACUAAAUACGGUGAGUGGAGCCCCUGGAUACGUUUGAACAGAAAGGACGCCGCGUACUACAUGACCAAUUUGACCAAGUCCCAAGCCCCCAAUAACACGAUCAAGAAGCCUUUCUACCGGGUGGCAUUCGACGAGUGGCCUCGAGAAACCGGGCACGUCCGUGAUCCAUUCCAUAACGCAGGGUACAUGCAUCUCUACUGCUUCGAGAGGCUAUUUGACCUCUUUGAGAUUGUGGAGCUCGGCUGGGCGGACGCCGACGUGCGAAAUUUUCCCUUGGAGGAACGCAAUCACACGGCCCUUACCUUUGACUUUGCAGAGCUUAAAGAUGCGUAUCAAAUCUGGUUUGAGAACCAGCGUGUGGUCUAUCACCAGCAUCUAGUUCAAGUCUGCGGGGGCCGUCGAGGAGCCCAGCGCCGCACCAUCCAAGAGUCCGAUCGGCUGUGGUCGGCGUGGAAAAAGGUCGGGGGCAACUCGCCUCUCAUGCAUCGGGGCAAUCUUAAGAGAAGCAUCGAGUUUGACCAGAGGCGCCUUGCGGAAAAGAGGAUCGCACGGUGUCUUGUCGAGGAAGAGGAGGAGGAGGAUGCAUUGGGGGAGAUCGUCGUCAAUACCGACUCCGACAUGUUUGAAAUUAGGGUCGCGGGUCUCGCGCAGCGUGGAUUCCAUCCUCCGGAAGCCUAA
Molecule: messenger RNA, 1704 nt
Organism: Parascedosporium putredinis
Lineage: Eukaryota; Fungi; Ascomycota; Sordariomycetes; Microascales; Microascaceae
Source: the annotation of a GenBank genome assembly